CAGCCCUAGGCCCGCCUCCUCGGCCUCAGCCUCCUCUCAGAGCCGCCGUCCUCUCCCCCUUCCCGGCCCUUCGGAACAUCUGAGGCGACGGCUUGGCCUGGAAGGGAGAGAGGAAAGAAGCGACAACCCUUCCUCGUCCUUCGCCUCAGCCGGGCCUCGGCUCCCAGCUCUUUUCAGCCCCGCCGGGGAAGAAGGAGGAGGUUUGAGGCCUAGCCCGCAGCGCCCAAGCACCGGCCUCGCGUAGGCGGCCGCCCCGAAAAAAAGAGCUUCCUCCUGGGUAGAGGCGGGCCGGGCUCCAGUGGGGUCUCGGAACCGGCCUGAGGCGGAAGUUUUGGGGGUUCUUGUCGUUCAAUGGAGACAAGUAGAGACUAUGUUCCCGUGAAGUGAGCGCCACAGCUGAAGCACAGGAAUUUGCCUUAUUCUACAUCAAAUAAUCUACUCCAUCCAUCUUGUUAACUGCUGUCUACUCAGGCUGUAGUCCUACAAGGUUAUAAGCAGAUGCCAUGCUGCCACCUAAGUUUUUAAUGAGGUACCAGGAUCUGAACUCAAGUUGUUAAAUGAUCAUCUUGAGUCCCAAACUGGAACAUGGCUUGAAAUGAUAAUGAUGAUGAUGAUGAUGAUAGCAACUGCUGAAGAAUGAUGGGAGUUGCAGUGCAACAUCUCAGAGAGCACCAGGUCAGCGAAGGAUGCUUUAGAAUUUUGUGAAGAAUGCCUUGACCUGGAGAACCAUUCACCUGGAGAACCAUCCAUAUACUGUGAAACCAUGGAAACCUGACAACAGUUCUAACCCUGUCAACAUGAAAUGAAAUGUAAGCCCUGAAACAGAAUGGGUGACCUAAGAGACAUCUGUCCUCACCUGGAUUCCAUAGGUGAAGUUACUAAGGAGGAUCUGCUCCUCAAAUCCAAGGGAACAUGCCAGUCUUGUGGAGCAGGAGGACCCAACCUGUGGGCCUGCCUUCAGGUUGGUUGCCCUUACGUUGGUUGCGGGGAAUCCUUUGCCGACCACAGCACCCUUCAUGCGCAGGCUAAAAAGCACAAUCUGACAGUAAACCUGACAACAUUCCGUGUGUGGUGCUAUGCCUGUGAGAAAGAGGUAUUCUUGGAUCAGCGGCUGGCCUCGCAGACUCCAGCCCCACCAUCAAAAUUUGUGGAACAGGAUUCUUCUCCACCAGCCCAUCCUCUAAAAGCUGUUCCAAUUGCAGUAGCUGAUGAAGGGGAGUCAGAGUCAGAAGAUGAUGACCUAAAACCAAGAGGUCUUACUGGAAUGAAAAAUCUUGGGAACUCCUGUUACAUGAAUGCUGCGCUUCAGGCUCUUUCUAACUGUCCUCCGCUCACACAGUUCUUCCUAGAAUGUGGAGGGCUUGUGCGCACAGACAAGAAACCAGCACUCUGCAAAAGUUACCAGAAGCUGAUUUCAGAGGUGUGGCAUAAGAAGCGGCCAAGCUAUGUGGUCCCAAGCAGCCUGUCCCAUGGAAUCAAGCUGGUCAACCCUAUGUUCCGAGGCUACGCCCAACAGGACACACAAGAAUUCCUGCGCUGCCUGAUGGACCAGCUUCAUGAGGAGCUGAAAGAGCCCAUUGUUGCCGAGAUGCGGGACUCUGACUCGAGUGACACAGAUGACAAGAGGGAAGGAGACCGCAGCCCCUCAGAGGAUGAGUUCCUCUCCUGUGACUCAAGCAGCGACCGGGGUGAAGGAGAUGGACAGAGCAAAACAGGAGGCUCACUGGCGGAAGCAGAGCUGUUGAUCCAGGACGAGGCUGGACGGGGGAUCUCUGAGAAAGAGAGGAUGAAAGAUCGGAAGUUUUCUUGCAGCCACCGACGGAGUAACUCUGAACAAGUAGAUGAAGAUGCUGAUGUUGACACAUCUGUGACAGGGGGCGAUGGCAGGGCUUCCCCAGAAAUCCUCCCACCUCCCACUUCUCGUCCUUCCAGCCCCUCUAGGAUUCCAGAACCAGAUAAUGAGGCCUAUACCCGCUGCUCCUCUCGGCCCUGCAGUCCUGUUCACCAUGACAUGCACUCUAAGCUGUCGAGUAGUCCUCUGCGUUCAAGCCCAGUGAGGUUGGGACCCUCAUAUGUGCUGAAAAAGGCUCAGAUGUUGGCUUCUAGCAAGAAGAAGAAGGAGGUCCGUUACCGCAGUGUCAUCUCUGACAUCUUUGAUGGCUCCAUCCUGAGCCUUGUGCAGUGCCUCACCUGUGAUCGAGUGCGUUUCCUUAUCUCUGCUGAUCCAGUAUCCACCACUGUAGAGACAUUCCAGGAUCUGUCGCUUCCCAUUCCUGGCAAAGAGGACUUGGCCAAGCUGCACUCAGCCAUUUACCAAAACGUGCCAGCCAAGACGGGGACAUGUGGAGACAAUUAUGCCGCCUCACAGGGCUGGAUCGCCUUCAUCAUGGAGUACAUCCGGAGGUUUGUGGUGUCCUGUAUCCCCAGCUGGUUUUGGGGUCCUGUGGUCACCUUGGAGGACUGUCUUGCUGCCUUUUUUGCUGCCGAUGAGUUGAAAGGUGACAACAUGUAUAGCUGUGAACGAUGUAAAAAGUUGAGGAAUGGGGUCAAAUACUGCAAAGUUCUCCGGCUCCCUGAGAUCUUGUGCAUCCAUUUGAAGCGCUUCCGGCAUGAGGUCAUGUACUCCUUCAAAAUCAACAGCCAUGUCUCUUUCCCCCUGGAAGGGCUGGACCUUCGGCCUUUUCUGGCCAAAGAGAGCGUCUCUCAGAUCACCACCUAUGACCUUUUGUCUGUGAUCUGCCACCAUGGCACAGCGGGCAGUGGACAUUACAUUGCCUACUGCCAGAAUGUGAUCAAUGGCCAGUGGUAUGAAUUUGAUGACCAGUACGUCACAGAGGUGCAUGAGACAGUUGUGCAGAAUGCAGAGGCCUAUGUCUUGUUCUACAGGAAAAGUAGUGAGGAAGCUGUGCGGGAGCGGCAGAAGGUGGUUUCCUUGGCCACCAUGAAGGAGCCCGGCUUGCUCCAGUUUUACAUCUCUCGGGAAUGGCUCAACAAGUUCAACACCUUUGCAGAGCCUGGCCCCAUCACCAACCAUACCUUUCUCUGCUCUCAUGGAGGAAUACCUCCAAAUAAAUACCACUAUAUAGAUGAUCUUGUGGUGAUUCUUCCCCAGAACGUCUGGGAAUACCUCUACAACAGGUUUAGUGGCGGUCCAGCUGUAAACCACUUGUACGUGUGUUCAGUAUGCCAGGUGGAGAUUGAAGCCUUGGCCAAGAGGAGGAAGAUGGAGAUUGACACCUUCAUCAAGCUCAACAAAGCCUUCCAGGCAGAGGAGUCUCCCAGUGUCAUCUAUUGCAUAAGCAUGCAGUGGUUCCGUGAAUGGGAAUCAUUUGUCAAAGGCAAAGACAACGCAGAACCGCCUGGACCAAUUGACAACAGCAAGAUAGCUGUGGCCAAAGGAAAUGGCCAUAUCCAGGUGAAGCCAGGAGCUGAUUAUGGGCAAAUAUCUGAAGAGACAUGGAUUUACUUAAGCACGCUUUACGGUGGAGGCCCUGAGAUCGCCAUCCGGCAGAACGUGGCCCAGAUGCAGGAAGUGGAGAGUCUGCAUGGGGAGCAAAAGAUUGAGGCAGAGACUCGGGCAGCCUGAGGGACCAUGGAUCACUUGGGGAAGGUUGGGCUAGGCCCUGACUUCCACCUGGGGAGUGGACCUUCCACAUUCUGGACUGCAUCUGGACACUUUUGUAUUUUGGAACUCAAAACAUACAAAGCAGCCACUGCAACUACCUUGCCCUGCCCACAGUGCAUAAUGUUGCAACUAGCAGAAGCCAAUGUUAAUUUGAUGCUACCAAAUGCUGACAAGGUCUUAUAAACUGCUCUAAGACUUACAAGCAAAGGCCAUCUUUGCUCCGGUUCUUGUAAUUCCAGCAGAGGAAGAGGGUCUCCUUCUUGACAACUGGUUUCAGUUUGGUUUUUCGUACUGCAAGUCCUCCGGCAGCUCUGCCUUGUAGGUCUGAGUUUCUGCUUGGUGUGUCCUCAAAAGUGAGUUGGGAGACAAGUUUGCUGCUUUGUCCUGGCUUCCUGUCCAUGCCAGUCCUGUUAGUGAUCUUUGUGGCCUUUUCUGCCUGUGAGCAAAUGCAGGCAUGAUGAAGUUUUAAUUCCCUCUCCCUGCAAAAUUGAUAGUACAGGCAGCACCUCUGCAGGAGCCACACAUGGAAGAAAUUGGGGGAAUGUUUUCAGAUGCUGUUGAGUGCUGCCCUCCUUUCUAUCAGGAGGCAGCUGGGGGCUCUAGUUUUUUGGGGAAAUAAAUUCCAUUUCUUUUCCACAGAAGUGGGUUUGGCUUCCACUGUUCUGCUGACAAAGAGCUUUCAAUCUUAAAAUGUGGAUACUGUGAAUUGCUCUUUAUUUACAUAUUUAUUUACAGGGAUCAAACACACCCCUACCUCUUAUUUAAGAUUACCUUUUCCCCUUUCUGCCCCAAAUUUUUUAAGGAACAAGCACGCAGAAUAUUUUGCUCCCUUAUGAUUGACUUUGUGUUCCAUGACAAAACAUACAUGCUUGAUUCAGUCCUUUGUAAUGAUGCUGUGCUAACUGGAAGCUUCAUCUCAUAGACAGGGAUUUGUCUCACUCUGUACUGCAAGUCCAGAACACUGGAAGUGUCCCAGAGAAACAGGCAGCCUAGAGAAAGUCAAGUGGGGUAGCAAUGAUGACCAUCACCAUCACUACCCUAAGGUAGAGGUGCUGGAAUUAAAACUAUCCCAAUGUGCUGAUUCUUCCAGAAGGUUCCUUCUUUGAAACAUGACUAAGUUCUGCCAGAGGGGUCCAGUUGUGAACUCUCAACAAAGAGGGGCUUUCUUUGGCAUUGGAUCUGAUAGUUUGGUCUUAAACUCUCUGUUGUGCUCUUGAUUUCUCACUAUACCUUGCUCUCACUCUCCGUGUUUGUGUGUGUGCACACAAACAGUUUCUCACUCUUCUCUUGCUCAGUGCCAUCAAGAUUUAAGAGAGUGAUUGUGCAUAUGAGAUGGGAAAGGGGUGGUGGUACAGAUCCAUAAUACAGUGCAGUCUUUUGAGACGCUCCCUUCAGAGAGUGUUUCCUGAAAAAAACAUCCAAUGAUUCUCACUUUUUCAAAGAAGCAAACAAGCACAUGGGAGCUCCCUUGUUGAUGUUCCUUGGUGUUUCUGUGCUUUCCUCAUUGAUAUGGAUCUCCUUCCACCUCAAAGAACUCCUCCCUGGGCCACACAAGAGCACUUGAAUGACCUACUCUUGGUGUUCCUUGAUAUUGGAUGUCCAGCAACAUUUCCAGGGCCCAUUAUAGAGCUUUCAGGGCAGCCGUCCUUGUGCUGAGUUCUGUAUGUCACACUUUAAAGAAAUUGAGCCCUCAGACUGUUAAUAAUAAGCCUUGUGUGCUGCCAGUUCCUCCUUCAGUGCUAAGAACACAAGACAAUAAACCCUGCUUGCAUUCCAAGUCUCUAAA
Sceloporus undulatus (fence lizard) is the source of this 5411-nucleotide messenger RNA. It is a transcript of the gene USP20, whose product is annotated as ubiquitin specific peptidase 20. The coding region runs from base 827 to 3586 and encodes 919 amino acids. The record is from RefSeq and is a predicted model, not a curated record. Gene Ontology annotation, molecular function: zinc ion binding; cysteine-type deubiquitinase activity. Gene Ontology annotation, biological process: protein deubiquitination. The transcript has 26 exons. NCBI's taxonomy places the organism in Eukaryota, Metazoa, Chordata, Lepidosauria, Squamata, Phrynosomatidae.